UUACUUUCCCUGAAAAGGCUCCCGGGAACUGGCAAUCACUUCGGCCGCAGUCGGACCCGAGCCGCCAGCGAACCUCCUCCCGCGGAAGGGAACCAUCACAUUGGAAACCUUUCUGCCAGCCCAGUCAUUCAUUCCGCUGUCCUUGUAAACUCCACUAUCUGAGACCUGACACCUUCGCCAUGCUGCUAUCAGUGGCCCUGUUGCUGAUUCUGACACUGGCCCUCCUCUACAGGAUGGCGUUGAAACCAAGGGGAUUCCCACCAGGACCUGCACGACUUCCGUUCUUGGGGUUCCUGCCGUACAUGGAGCGCCAUCUCGUGCACAAGCAGCUGUGGCGCUUGUCGGAUACCUACGGGCCCGUCGUGGGUCUUUACUUCGGCAUGAAACCUUUCGUGAUAGUCAACGGCUGGGACGCCGUGAAGGAGUCUCUUGCCAAUGACGACCUGAACGGACGGCCUGAGUUGCCUCUCCGGAAGAUAGGGAUGGGCGGAGAAAUGCUAGGCGUGAUGUUCGUGGAGGGUGAAUUCUGGAAAGAACAGCGUCGCUUUUCCCUUCAUCACUUCCGGAACUUGGGCUUCGGGAAACGCUCCCACGAGAGCGUCAUCCACGAGGAGGCCAGGGAGCUCAUCGACGAGGUCCUGGACGCCGACGGCAGCGUCAAACUACAGGGAUUGCUCGGUGUAUCUUCCAUCAACAUCCUGUGGGCGGUGAUGGGCGGCGUGCGGUUCCCGAGGAAGGACCCGCAGCUCAUGCACCUCGUGGACAGCCUCAACAAACUCUUCAGAGCAGGAGAUGUGAGCGGGGGCCUGGUGAACGCUUUUCCAUUUCUGCGACACUUCGUUUCGGAAGACCACAGAGAAAACAUCGUCCAAAGAGGUUUCGAUCUCGUCGAAAGCUUCAUUCAGAGAGCCGUGAAUGAUCACAAGGCAGACCUGGACGUCGAUAACCCAAGAGAUUUUAUUGACAUCUAUCUCAAAGAAAUUCGCAAUAAUAGCAAUAAUCCUGACACCUCUUUCACAGAGAAACAGCUAAUCGCAGCAUGCACGGAUGUGUUUAGCGCUGGAGCUGAAACUGGCUCAGCAACUGUAGCCUUUUCCGUCAUGUUGAUGUGUCUCUUCCCGGAAGUUAGGAGAAAAGUGCAAAAGGAAAUUGACUCAGUAGUUGGACAAAACCGUUUUCCCAGCAUGGCAGACCGAAUGAAUUUACCUUAUUUGGAGGCAACAAUGGCAGAAAUUUUCCGGUUCCGCGGAGCAGCACCGCUCACCGUCCCGCACAAAGCUCUUCGAGACACCAUUUUGCAG
This is a messenger RNA of Penaeus vannamei (Pacific white shrimp), 1301 nucleotides long. Its product is annotated as methyl farnesoate epoxidase. Gene Ontology annotation, cellular component: cytoplasm; intracellular membrane-bounded organelle. Lineage: Eukaryota; Metazoa; Arthropoda; Malacostraca; Decapoda; Penaeidae. Gene Ontology annotation, biological process: xenobiotic metabolic process. The record is from RefSeq and is a predicted model, not a curated record. Gene Ontology annotation, molecular function: iron ion binding; oxidoreductase activity, acting on paired donors, with incorporation or reduction of molecular oxygen, reduced flavin or flavoprotein as one donor, and incorporation of one atom of oxygen; heme binding.